Messenger RNA from Sorghum bicolor (sorghum), 1694 nucleotides. Its product is annotated as plant cysteine oxidase 2. Lineage: Eukaryota; Viridiplantae; Streptophyta; Magnoliopsida; Poales; Poaceae. The record is from RefSeq and is a predicted model, not a curated record. The coding region runs from base 9 to 1436 and encodes 475 amino acids. The transcript has 4 exons. Gene Ontology annotation, molecular function: oxidoreductase activity, acting on single donors with incorporation of molecular oxygen, incorporation of two atoms of oxygen.
CUCCGCUUAUGAACCUCAAUCCCCAUUUACACUACCGCUCCCCUUCUCCUCCAUUCCACUACCUACACCCAUGUAGUGUCAAGCAUCCAUCCCCAUCUGCGACCAUGGUUGGUGGCUCUAGAGCACCGCCGCCACCAUCCCUUCUUCUUUGCCUUGCCUACCUCUUAUCUGUCGGGUUCAUGAACCUCGCCGCAAGUUUCAUACAUCAUGUGUGUGCCCCUUCUUCAUCGAUUGUUUAUCUCAUCUCUCAUCCUCACCUUGUUACGGAUACACUACCGAGAUAUUAUCAACAAAUCGGCAACCUCCCCCAACCCAAUCUGGCGGGGGCAUCUUCUGGCCGACAACAUACAUCGCCGCUCAUCGCUGCAUCACAGGAGCGGUGCUUCCAGUGUGGUGCGACAAUGGCGACAAGGAGCGCGGGCGCCGCCACAGAGAUGCUCAUCAAGAAGAUCGAUGCCGGCGGAGCCAAGAGGUAUAGCAGGCAUGACGAGAUGGGGAGCGAGGUUGUGGAAGAUGUGAAAAGACAAAGAAGGGUGGUGGCGGAUGCGCUGCCGUCGGGCAGGAAGAGGAAGCGAGACGCCGAUCCAGAGCACGAUGACAGGAGCGUGAGCGAGAGCGGCGGCGGUGAAGGGCCGCCGCAGCUGGUGAAGCCGUGGCUUUGCCCUAUGCCGCCUCUCCAGCGGCUCCUGAACGCGUGCCGUGCCUUGUUCACGGGCUCCUCCUCCUGCACACCACCGACGUCGUCCGCUGUCGCCUUCGUCCGUGGCAUUAUGGACAAGAUUGGUCCAAAUGAGGUCGGGCUUAAGGACGAGGUCCGUUUUUUCAACAGGAUGAACACUGCUGGUCGUCAGAACCCUCCUAUCAUCACGUGCAAACCUAUUUACGAGGACACCAACUUUACGAUCGCGGUGUUCUUUCUGCCACUCGGAGCGGUCAUGCCGCUGCACGACCACCCGGGCAUGACGGUCUUCACCAAGCUGCUCAUCGGCUCAGCGCGUCUCGAGGCCUACGACUGGGUCUGUCCCCAUGCCUUCCCUGGCUUGGGCUCCCGUUCACAUCGUCGUCGUCAGAUGCUCGCGCAGAAGGUGCGGGACCAUGACGUCGCCGCGGCGGCAUCCGGCACCUGGGUGCUCUUCCCCAACCACGGCGGGAACAUGCACCGCUUCACCGCCGCGGACGAUGCCCACUGCGCCUUCCUCGACGUCCUCACGCCGCCCUACGCGCCCAUGGACCAAAUAAGGCGUUGUGCCUAUUACCAGGACGUCGAAAUCUGCCCCUACAAGCACAAUAAUCCCUGCAAGUCCUCGACAGGGGCUGUCAGCUGCGAUGGGCUUAUGGAGGAGCACACACACCGGCUGGCAUGGUUGGAGGAGGUCCCCAAGCCUAGGAACCUUAGGAUUGUCUGCUUGCCAUACCGAGGCCCUACGAUCUUCUAGGCUCAAUGGCCUGGUCCGUUUGGCAGAUUACUUCGUGUAACUCUCUAGCUAGCUAGGAAGAUUUUGAUAGAUCAAAAUCAUGUCAGCUGAUGAUCUUCUAGGCUCAACUCUCUAGGAGGAUUUGAUAGACCAAAUCAUGUCUGCCCGGUUGCAUACAAUUCUUUAGCAGUAGCAAAUGAUAACAGCAACACACUCUUAGGUCUUGUUUAGUUCACCAGGAAAACCAAAAAAAAUUUCAAGAUUUCCCGUCACAUUGAA